Messenger RNA from Vombatus ursinus (common wombat), 2323 nucleotides. It is a transcript of the gene DDX43, whose product is annotated as DEAD-box helicase 43. Gene Ontology annotation, molecular function: RNA helicase activity; ATP binding; RNA binding. The transcript has 16 exons. The coding region runs from base 1 to 1947 and encodes 648 amino acids. Lineage: Eukaryota; Metazoa; Chordata; Mammalia; Diprotodontia; Vombatidae. The record is from RefSeq and is a predicted model, not a curated record.
AUGUCCACCAAAGAAACUCGCAGCAACUGCGUCUCCCGCACCCCCAGCGCAGCCUCUCGCGGUCCGGCCUGUGACAAGAAAACGCCCACAGCGCCCCCUCGGGCGGCGGGCGGCAGUGCAAGGGGGCAGGGGGGCGGAGGCGGCGGCGGCGGCGCCCGCGGAGGCUCCCGGCCCCCGGGAGAGCUGGAGUACCGGGCCCGGGGCUCCUGCUACAGGGAGGAGCCGCUCUGUUUCAAACUCGACAGCUGCGUCGUAGGGGCGGUCAUAGGUCGGGGUGGAGCAAAAAUAAAAGAAAUUCAAGACUCAACGGGUUCUCAAAUUCAGAUAAUAAAAGGGGAUCUUGAGUCAGAAACCAGAAUAUAUGGCAACAAGGAGAACCAGAAAUCAGCUAAGUUAAUGAUAGAGGAAAUAGUAAAAAAAAUAGAAAAGUAUUCUAAAGAGGACACAAAAACUGGAAACACUUUGAAAUCAUCCUGUAAUGAAAAUAGCCCAGAGAAAAAAGUGCCAGUGAUUGAUUGGGAGGCUAUUAAACAGGACCACCUGCACUAUAUUAAAACAAAGUGGGACGGUCUUCCCCCAAUUAAGAAAGAUUUCUACAUAGAAUCUUCAAAGACAAAAUUAAUGUCACAAACACAAGUAGAUAAGUGGAGGGAAGAAAACAAUAAUAUAAUAUGUGAUGACUUAAGAAAAAAUGAAAAACGUAUAAUUCCCAAUCCAGUAUGUACAUUUGAAGAUGCAUUUGAUCAUUAUCCUGAUGUUAUGGCUAAUAUAAAGAAAGUAGGUUUCACAAGACCUACACCUAUACAGUCACAAGCAUGGCCAAUAAUAUUAAAAGGAAUUGAUCUAAUUGGCAUUGCCCAAACUGGCACAGGAAAGACUUUGGCCUAUUUAAUGCCAGGAUUUAUUCAUCUUGACCUGCAGCCAGAAACCAGGGAGAAAAGGGGUGGUCCUGGAAUGCUUGUGCUGACACCAACCAGAGAAUUGGCUCUACAAGUCGAGAGUGAAUGUAAAAAAUACACUUAUAAAGGGAUUAAAAGCAUUUGUAUAUAUGGUGGUGGAGACAGAAGAGGUCAGAUUGAACAUGUUACUAAGGGUGUAGAUAUUGUCAUUGCUACCCCUGGUAGACUCAAUGAUCUUCAAAUGAAUGAAUUCAUCAACCUAAAUAGCAUCACAUAUUUGGUUCUAGAUGAGGCUGAUAAAAUGUUAGAUAUGGGGUUUGAACCUCAAAUAAUGAAGAUUUUAUUAGAUGUACGGCCAGAUAGACAAACUAUUAUGACCAGUGCUACUUGGCCUGAUGCUGUACGUCGCCUUUCACAAAAAUAUUUGAACAAUCCAAUGAUUGUUUAUGUUGGAACCCUGGAUCUUGCCGCUGUGAAUACUGUAAAACAGAAAAUAAUCAUAACCACAGAACAAGAGAAGCCUUCUCUUAUACAUUCCUUCAUUGAUUCAAUGAAGCCUGAAGAUAAAGUAAUUAUUUUUGUAGGGAGAAAACUUAUUGCUGAUGACAUAUCCAGUGAUCUGAGCAUUAAGGGUUUACCUGUACAGUCAUUACAUGGUAAUCGAGAACAAAGUGAUCGUGAACGAGCAUUGAACGAGUUUAAAACAGGAAUAGUAAGAAUAUUGAUAGCUACAGAUCUGGCAUCACGAGGUCUUGAUGUCUUAGACAUUACCCAUGUUUUCAACUUUGAUUUUCCUCGAAACCUUGAGGAGUACGUCCAUAGAGUAGGACGUACUGGAAGAGCUGGGCAUACAGGGGAAUCAAUUACCCUACUAACUAGGAACGAUUGGAAAAUAGCUGGUGAAUUAAUCAAUAUUUUGGAGAGAGCCAACCAGGAAAUUCCAAACGAGCUUACAUUAAUGGCCAAACGAUAUAAACAACACAAACAGAAAAAAGAUGAAGAGAGAAACAUGGCAAGAACUCAUGGAAGGACAAGAAACGUUUAUUGAUCCUGGAAGCAUAUACAAUCCAGGGAACAACUUACUUUUGGGGUUGUUGCCUUUCAACUUAGCAAAAGCUGAACAAUUAGCAUCGGAAGAAAGACAAUUCUGGGGUUUAGAGGUUUUUUUUUUUUUUUUGCUUUUUUAAAAAAAUAUUGUCAGGAAACAAGAGUAUUACAAAUUUCUGAUUGAACAUUGAAAGUUCAGAUCUGAAUGGAAGUAAAGAAAAUCUGACUUGCAUAUGAAGGGAACGGUUCAAUCGUCAAUAUAAUGUUUAAAGAGAUCAUCUUGGAACAUCUUAGAACAUUUUUGUACUUCGUUUAAUAAAAUCAAAAGUAUUUUAAAAACGUUUGGGCUCUUUGGAGUCUUUCCUUUUUCUGAUUCC